UCGAUCUUUGUCCUACUAAUUGGAAAAAGAUUGUCCUUGGAGCCGUGCUUCUUGCCUCCAAGGUUUGGAGAAAUGGUGGUCUGUGGAGUGUGGAUGACAGCCAGAAUCCCAAGGACAUUGCAGUUGAGAAUAUGGGCAAGAUGGAGAAGUGUUUCUUAGAGCUACUUGAAUUUAAUAUUCAUGUAUCUGCCAGUGUCUAUGCAAAAUAUUACUUCGAUCUGCGUGCCUUGGCAUAUGGCCAUGACGUGUAUUUUCUAUUUGGUUCUCUUCACAAAGAUAAAGCACAGAAACUGGAGGCUGUCACGGCCUGUGAAUACAAAGACUUGCAUCAAGAUGCCGCUGCAAUGAAAAGGGCUGUCAGCAUGAACUUCAUUGGUAUUCAGUGCUCGAAUGCCAUCUUAAAGAGAGAAAUUAGCCUUAAAAGACCCUGAGCUUCUCAACUGUAAAGAGUAGAAAAUAUCACUUCUGCUGAAAGAAACAACAAAAUUAGGAUUUUCUUUUUUUUCUUUGUUUUGUUAUUUGUUUUGUAAAUUGUUUUUGUUGUUGUUGUUGUUGUUAGUGUUUAGGAUUUUCAUCGAGAGGAAGCAUCUUCCAGUCAGCCACAUGGUGGA
Nomascus leucogenys (northern white-cheeked gibbon) is the source of this 611-nucleotide messenger RNA. Its product is annotated as putative cyclin-Y-like protein 3. The record is from RefSeq and is a predicted model, not a curated record. Gene Ontology annotation, molecular function: cyclin-dependent protein serine/threonine kinase activator activity. The transcript has 3 exons. Gene Ontology annotation, cellular component: plasma membrane. The coding region runs from base 132 to 431 and encodes 99 amino acids. NCBI's taxonomy places the organism in Eukaryota, Metazoa, Chordata, Mammalia, Primates, Hylobatidae. Gene Ontology annotation, biological process: regulation of protein kinase activity; regulation of canonical Wnt signaling pathway.